AUGAACACUCUGAAAAGAUAUGAAGAGCUUCAUGGAAUAUUGAUCCUAGUAAAGACCAACGAAGCACGUCUGACUCCCACAAUUCAUUUCUGCUUCGAGGAGCUAUUGUCCCAUCUCCAUCGCAGUGCUGUUGCAAACGUCGUCUUUGGAUUCACACAUACCCUCAUCUCCAACUAUGCUCCAGGGGAUGCUCUCGGGCCGCUUCAACGCUUCCUGAAAGGCAACACAACUGUUGACCUAACAGUAAGCCGCGUAAACACGUACAGCUUUGAUGCGAAAAGCUUCCAUUACCUGGCUGCGUACUUUCACGCUGUCAAAGGCCAAGGCGAGAGAAGCUCCCGCGAGAGUUGGGAUAGAUCGAGAGCAGAAACUUUAAGGCUUCUUUCGUACAUAGACAACCUCAAACCACAUGAGAUCAGGCAAACUCUCACCAUGGAGGGCGCACGCGAAGCGCUUGGUCAUUUGAUGAUUCCCAUGUUUGAGGUCUCCCAGGAGAUCAGAAAGAAUUUGAGCCUUCUGGAAGAAAAGAGGGCGGAGUUGAAUGAUAUGCGUCUGACGGGAGAUGAACUACGAAAGAGACUUCAUCUAGAAAGGAUCAAGGUUGUUCCUACAAAGCUCGAUAAGCCUCGGACUGUGUGCAAGAACAAGCACUGCUGCGAGUUCAAGUCCAAUUCCAGCGGCGAGGUUGUCACGUUCUACAGGUCAAUCUGUCACGAAGAUUGCAGGCUACCAGGUGUAACCGAAGAAUAUGUGGGCCAUCCAGAACUCAUCAAAUGCAAGGCUUUCAAGGAGACCAAAGACAAGAGUUGUAGAAGUUGCAAGCAUAGUUGGCAGGAGCACAUGCAUUUCUUCUACGAACUGACCGAGAGCAAGGUCAGGGUCAAGGAUAAAGACGUUGAGCGACGCCUCCAAGACAACGCAAGCGAUAUGGCCCUACGACAAGAGGGUAUAGAGCGAGUUCAACAGCUUGAGAGGGAAUACCGAAGUGAACAGAAACAGCUACGAAAGGCCACGGCGCAGUUUGUUGCAUAUCUGAGAGAGCAUUCUGCCAAUGCCUUUAAUGAUGCGACUGAGAAGUAUUACGACCAAUUCAUCAAGAUUGAGACAGGCAAGAUCCAGUACGGAAAGAACAACAAAAUAAACGUUGAUGUGAACAAGAUAAAGCUUAAGGGUUUGACAGAUGACAGAGAUAGGCAUCUCGAGCUAGUCAAGACGAUCCAGGAAAACAUGCAUACUCCUCGUGACCAUACGGAGGCGCUUCUAACUCAAGACGGGGUCGAGCAGCUCAUCAGGGAUUUGUAUAAUCUUAAGCACUUUGGCAAGAGUUUGAGGGGUCUGAGAGAUGGCAUUACUCAUUACAAGGACUAUGACAAGCAGUCGUAUCAUCGUCGUCGGUCUCGGUCUCGAAGUACUGAGACGCGUGAGGAUGUAAGUGACAGGUCUAAGAUGAGCGUGAGGAAUCGAGACGGAACAGGGGAAUUAUUCGAGGACUCCAUAAAUUUCUGUCCGAUUUUUAGAUCCAUUGGGGAUAAUACGGUAAGCUGA
Fusarium proliferatum ET1 is the source of this 1545-nucleotide messenger RNA. RefSeq lists its product as uncharacterized. Lineage: Eukaryota; Fungi; Ascomycota; Sordariomycetes; Hypocreales; Nectriaceae. The transcript has a single exon. Bases 1 to 1545 code for a protein of 514 amino acids. The record is from RefSeq and is a predicted model, not a curated record.